CAGCCGCCGCUGGCGCUUCCCGCUCGGCGCUCGCCGGUGGCAGGUAGGUGCUACUGGCCUGCUAGUCAAGUGAACUUAAUACCUCAUGGAAAAAAACACACAGUUGCAUAGCGUGUUCUGUGGGAUGCUUCGGCGGGAGAGAUGUUUCUAGAGAUGGGCACAAGAGAAACCCCUGACUUUCUUCUGUAUGGCUAGGUCCUGGUGGUUACCCUUGAUCAAGCUCAUGGUAAAGUAAAACUUCAGGAAGUUUACCUCUCCUCCUGGUGAAGGAUCUGUCUGUGAAGCCGAGAGCGAGGAAAGGUGUAGUACAGGCUUUAUGUGCCUUCAUCGCCUCGUUUCAGUGAAAGAACAGAAAAUGAAGCUCUAAUAAGCACAUUCCGUGAUACGGUUUUGGCCUGUGCCAGCUAGCACACCCCCAGAUGACACCUGUGGCGGGAUGGCGAGGGACUGUUCUCAGCAGGCAUUAUUGAAAAGGUGACAUUGGUGACAGAAGAAGAACAAGAAUGAUUACAUAUCCAUAACUCCCAGCAGCAUGUCAGGGUAUAUACCCAGUUACUUAGACAAGGAUGAGCUAUGUGUAGUAUGUGGGGACAAAGCCACCGGAUAUCAUUAUCGCUGCAUCACUUGCGAAGGUUGCAAGGGUUUUUUUAGAAGAACCAUUCAGAAAAACCUCCAUCCAACCUACUCCUGUAAAUAUGAAGGAAAAUGUGUGAUAGACAAAGUAACAAGAAAUCAGUGCCAGGAAUGUCGCUUCAAAAAAUGUAUCUUUGUUGGCAUGGCAACAGAUUUGGUGUUGGAUGACAGCAAGAGGUUGGCAAAGAGGAAGCUAAUAGAAGAAAAUCGAGAGAAGAGACGUCGGGAAGAGCUGCAGAAAACCAUUGGGCACAAACCAGAGCCAACAAAUGAGGAAUGGGAGCUCAUCAAAAUUGUUACUGAAGCACAUGUGGCCACCAAUGCACAAGGAAGCCACUGGAAGCAGAAAAGGAAAUUUCUGCCAGAAGAUAUUGGUCAGGCACCAAUAGUUAAUGCCCCAGAAGGUGGGAAAGUGGAUUUAGAAGCCUUCAGCCAGUUUACAAAAAUUAUCACACCAGCGAUUACAAGAGUGGUGGAUUUUGCCAAAAAGUUGCCUAUGUUUUGUGAGCUGCCAUGUGAAGACCAGAUCAUCCUUCUGAAAGGCUGCUGUAUGGAGAUAAUGUCCCUCCGAGCAGCAGUUCGCUAUGACCCCGAGAGUGAGACUUUAACACUGAAUGGGGAGAUGGCGGUGACAAGGGGCCAGCUGAAAAAUGGGGGUCUUGGCGUAGUGUCUGAUGCCAUUUUUGACCUGGGUAUGUCUCUUUCUUCAUUUAACCUGGAUGACACCGAGGUUGCCCUUCUUCAGGCUGUUCUGCUCAUGUCAUCAGAUCGCCCAGGCCUUGUUUGUGUUGAGAGGAUUGAGAAGUGUCAAGAGGGUUUCCUCCUGGCAUUUGAACACUACAUUAAUUACAGAAAACACCAUGUUGCACACUUUUGGCCAAAACUGCUGAUGAAAGUGACAGACCUGCGAAUGAUUGGAGCGUGCCAUGCCAGCCGCUUCCUGCACAUGAAGGUGGAGUGCCCCACAGAACUCUUCCCUCCGUUGUUCCUGGAAGUGUUUGAGGAUUAGAGAGACUGGAGCAGUUCUCCACACCCCCAUCACACUACUGGCUGUCAUUUCAUCCCGUUGUCCAUCUCUUCUCACCUCUGUUUGUUCUUCUUCUUCCAUCUCUUCUGUUUCUUGAGGCAGGGUUGGCUUUUUGUUCAGUUUUACUUCUGGGGUUACUGGGGGGCAGUUGUGUGCACAUGGAUGAAAACAUCCCUUUAACGCGAGUACUUGUGACUUUUAACUAUUGCAAUUUGUUCUUUGGUCCUUUGAUGUGAAUGCUUUGACAGCUUAACAGUGAAAAUACAAACAAACUAAUCUCAUUCACCAGCACUAGCGUGGUCACCAGCUCACACAUAAGUUGCUUGGAAACUAUGGGAGAGAAAUUGAAGUGGCAGAAAAUAAAUUGGCUUCCAAGGUAAAACAACUAUUGUUAAUUUGACCCUGACGAUUCUGUCUAGUAUUACCUCAUUUUGCAGGGCACAAGUGACCUGAGAUGACGAUUUCUAGUCUUUGUGGUUUUUCCUACUGUAACAAUCACCAUUAUGAUCUAAGAUCUCCGUCAUCAUCAUAAUCACAUUAUUACCUGAGGAUUGUUCCAGCAGAUACAGUUUAACAGUGCCUCAUAAAUCAAGUACUUAAAGUAACACAGAUUUAGAAGGGACUGGCUCAUUUUUUUCCACAUGUAUAAGAAAUUAAGAUCCUUCAGUUCUUACUACAGUUGAACUCCAUCUAACUUCACUGGAAGGUCUGUUGGAGUAAGGAGGGGAAUAUGAUCCUCUGAGGUGCUUUUUCUGAGAGUGAAAAUGUCUGCUUUUUGUGAGGUGUGUGGAAAAAUCGUCACUCUGAGGGAUAAGGCUCUCUGUCAGGAUAGCAGGCUUUCCUUGGAGUUAUUCAGGGAUAUGAAUGCUCACAGAAUGAGGACAAGGAGAAUAAAGUAUAUGGAGUGACCUUCAGAUGGGACAAAACCCAACUGUUUUAUUAAUGACACUCAAGACUGUACAGCUUUAUUCCAGUAAUACAGUGUUGCUUGGCUGUAGUCUUUUGGUUUAUAUAUAUAUAUAUAUAAAGUUUAUAUGCAUGUAUAUAUAUAAUUUUAUAUAUAUAUAAUUACAAAUCAUCAUCAGAUGUCUUAAACAUAUUUCCAUUGUUUUAUCUUUUCUCUCUCUCCUACCCUCUCCUCUGUGUGUGUUGAUCAGCCUGGUUCUCCCUCCUUGGUGUCUGUAUGACUUUUGUUUGGCUAGGUUCUCUCUUUGAGUCUUCUAAUUUAUUUCCACUAACUGCACUAACAGGAACCAAACUCAGCAAUGAUGGGAUGUUCUGCUGCCAAAAUCUGCAAGCCAGUACUCAGUCUUGGAAUGUUUGGAGACCGGUGAUGAGGGCAUGCUAGGUGGAGGUUCCUCUCUGUCGUACAUCUCCAUUCAGGGAUGUUGUCCCUAGGUUUUACAAAUUUGAUAUUAAGCCAUUCUCUGAAUUUGUAUGAUACAUCAAAAGCAUCCUUCUGUUCUUCCUGGGAAUCAGAGAUUCAGUUCACCUAUUCUGCACUUCCUCAUAUCCCAUGUUCUUUCAUGUUGUGCAUGCAUUUGUACCAGUUUCUUUUCUCUGCUAUUUAUUGAUACAUUUGUCUGGCAAGUCAGUGGGCAUUGUUAGGGUGGAUGUGUUGACUUUCAAAGCUCAUGGCCCAUACUAAGCCUGUAUGUUAUGUGUUUAUCCCCUCAUGAAAACAUGGUACUCAGGAAAAUUUGGUGGUGGAACACAAUAUGUGUGUGUCAGGGGCUGAAUUCUUCCCACCCCUCUUUCCUUGCAUCAUUGAUAAUGCAUUUGCAGUGCUAUUGGCUGUGGUUUCAGGGAUUGGAAUCUUGUUCUACCUGCUCUUUGAUACCAUAUGCACCUGUGAUGAGGUGUAAGCACUGAUGUUAUCACUUAGGGGGUUGUACCCUUAAUUUUGUGAGAACAUAAAUCACAGUGGGGUGUUUAGGGUUUUUAUGCAGGUAGCAAGGAAGACAGACCAUUGGAAAUUUGUUCUUAAAUGUUUGCUGAAGUUGAAGAACCUCUGUUGCGGGCUGUGUUUACUCCAUCUCGAAGCAUAUGUAUUAACAGCAUCGGUCUCUAUCUAAACUCCUUGUAGAGAACUGUUUACUGGGGGAAGAAGAGCUUAAAAACUUUCCAGCUUUUUGGAACAUGAGACCAGAAAAUCUGAUGAACUUGCAUGUACUCAUGUGGAAUCUCAGAUGAGCAGCAUCUGUCAUAAAAGCAUAGUCAGUAAAGAGUGCAAAAUACCUCAUUUGGAGGUGGUUUCAUAGGGAAUUGAUAGCACAGGGAAAGCAAAAAAUCAACAGACCCAUUACCUGUAUCUAUACCCACAGUGGCUUGCAAAGAAAAGAGAAUUGUGCAUGUCCUCUGGAGUUCUACCACAGAUCUGAGCAUGGAGUUCCUCAUGAAGCCAGUGCAAGUAUCUCACCUGUUUGCUAAAUGUCAUCUUGAACUAGUGUAUAAUCUUUUGACCCUGAUGUGAAUGAGACCCAGGAGAAGAAACACCAUGUUUCUCCUAGUAGUGCUUGCAAUGAUCUCACUACAAGAUCCACAAUGUUUCGUAUGUUUUUCAGAGCUUCAUUUUCUGGAGUUCUGCAGCUGCUUGAGAGGUUCUUUCUGUCAUUAAGGUCAACAAUUCUUACCCUUUGGGCUAUAAAGAAAAUCAGUAGGCUAAAUGUUAAAUAUUUAGGUGGGAAGUCACUACCCAAAAGUGACUUAGCUCAUAACUGUUGUGGCCCUUAUGCCUGGCUUUUGAACACUUGGGAUUGUCAGGACUGCAUUAUUCAAAAUAUAAAUAAAGAUCAGAGGUUAGAAAAAAAAUGUGAGAGUUACUGGAUUGACCUGGGGAAACAGCAAGAGGAGGAUCAACUUGAAGCACCCUGGACAGAACUGCAGCUUGAGACAGUGCUGAGAAUUAACACUUUGCAUUACUGACUGCUGUGAAAAUCACUGCUUGUACAGAAACUUGUACCCAGAGCUCUACCAUGGCAAGUUAUAAAGUUUUAGAACAGCUUGCAUAAAUGAAUGUCUGAAUUCAAGCAUGUAAGCUGCCUGAGUUAGUGGCCUGACUUCCCAAGGUGCUGAUGUAGUUUGGAGUUGUGCUUAAUCAGGAUUCAGAAAAUAACCUCCUUAGGUGGUUGCAGAUGGACUGAAGUACUGAAAAUCAAGCAACCAACUUGAUAGGUUUGGCAGGGUUCUAAGCAGAAAGGACAUAUGUCAGCAUACUUUUCUAGCUUUUUAGAUUAAGCUGGAGUCUAGCACUGAUUAACAGGGCAGGAUUAGUAGUAGUCAACUGAAAACUAAGACCAAGCUCUUAGUUUGACAGAUUUGAUGUACUGACAUCUAAUGGCCUCUGAUCUCCUACCAGUCUUAUUUUGUGUAACUUCAUUUACUCCCUCAGUAUGACUCCUGAUUUAUGUGAUGAUGAAAGCAAAACUCGAUCACAUGAGGAUGUUCUUGAAGAUUCUUACCAGUGGAUACUGGCUGUAGUUCUGCAAAGGCAUAGUUGUUUUUAACCAUCUGAGUGGCAGACAUCAGUACUGCAGUCAGCACGCUUUGUAGUAGCUGGCCUUCUGAGUAAAAUAACAAACAUACACUUUCCAGUGCAGUCCCAAGUCUCAUUUCUGAUGGUGCCACAUAACUCUCAUUUUUGCUUUGUGGUCUGUGUGUUGGUCUCACGUAGGAGAUUCUUCCUGUCAGACCUGAUUGUCACCAUUUAUGGUUUUGCCCUGAGUAACUCGUGCAUUUAGAUACUCAUUUCAUGUGUGAUCUCAGUUAUGAUAUUUAUAAUGACAUAAACAGUGUGUGAUAAUGAUUUUUGUUUACAUUCUGCCAAAAUACAGACCUUAGAGAGAGACUUCCAAGGUCCAAAAUAACUCUUGAGCAGACUGCUUGCUUCUUCAGAGGCAGGCAUCAGAAAAGAGGAAAAAACUGUCCAGAAAGACCAUUUAUAUCAGCAAUCUGCCAGGACAGGGCUGUUGAUAACAAGCAGAGCAUGUCAUUGCUAGUGAUGUAUUUUUAUGCUAUGGAACUCUAAACUGUAUGUGUCAUAUUGACUUCUUGCUGCAUGAAUCAUAAAUUAUACAAAUCGGUCUUAUGGUUUUGAGAUGUAGCCAGCAUUCCUAAGGCUAAACCUUUUUCAUUGGUGGAAUUAAACUCCACAACCAAGGAACAUACUCCUCUCACUGUGAGAGUAAUUGAAAGUGUUCAGCAUUUAUCUUUUCACAAAGGAAGAGGCAACAGGACCUCUUGAUGUGUCUUGUUAUUGUGAUCAUCUGGAAAUGAUUGCCAGACGUUUCCUUUUGAUACAGCGAUGAAGUGAUCUGUAUUUAAAUUUUAUAGAGAGAAUUUUAUUCUAGUGUGAUAGAGAUUUAUUUUCCAUUUAAAAAACUCAAAGCGAUGUGAGCACGGUGAGGUGGUUUUUUUUACUAUGGUAUAUUUUUGCUUUAAAAUUAAAAACAAAAAAAAAAAAGGUUUGGCCUUAUCACAAAGUUCUAGCAUAGAUGUUAGCAAAUGCAAAGAGUAUGCAUUAUUCGUGUGUAUCCACAUUGACUGAUGUCGCCUUCAAAAAGCAAUAUUGUGCAGGUAAUAAGGUGUUUGUGACUGUCCAUUGCACAGUUUACCUUCUUUAAAAGCUAAUCUUGUUUAUGCACAAGACAAUCAAAUGUAAAUCUACAUCAGCACCCAGGUGUAGAUUAAAUAUAUGUAAAUUACUGAGCACAAUGUAAAACAUUAAAAGACACUUUAUUUAAUUACACAUUUAAUGUUGGUAAAGAUAGUAUCAGGGCACGAACUAGCUGACAUACUGUAAUU
Molecule: messenger RNA, 6463 nt
Organism: Neopsephotus bourkii (Bourke's parrot)
Lineage: Eukaryota; Metazoa; Chordata; Aves; Psittaciformes; Psittacidae
Gene: THRB
Product: thyroid hormone receptor beta
Exons: 13
Coding region: 533-1642 (369 amino acids)
Biological process (GO): positive regulation of transcription by RNA polymerase II; cell differentiation; negative regulation of transcription by RNA polymerase II
Molecular function (GO): zinc ion binding; nuclear receptor activity; RNA polymerase II cis-regulatory region sequence-specific DNA binding
Source: RefSeq, a predicted model, not a curated record